This is a messenger RNA of Dichomitus squalens LYAD-421 SS1, 630 nucleotides long. RefSeq lists its product as uncharacterized. Gene Ontology annotation, cellular component: U2-type prespliceosome; precatalytic spliceosome; U1 snRNP. The transcript is spliced from 3 exons. Gene Ontology annotation, molecular function: U1 snRNA binding; mRNA binding. Bases 1 to 630 code for a protein of 209 amino acids. Lineage: Eukaryota; Fungi; Basidiomycota; Agaricomycetes; Polyporales; Polyporaceae. Gene Ontology annotation, biological process: mRNA splicing, via spliceosome. The record is from RefSeq and is a predicted model, not a curated record.
AUGCCGGGAACACAUCUACUGCCCCCGAAUCUCCUAAAACUCUUCGCACCUAGGCCGCCGUUGCCGUAUACCCGCCCUCUGGACCGUGACAUCGACCGGGUCAGGCCGAAAAAUGUCGAUGGAGUCGGUUCGCUUCUCGCAUCCCUCCGGGAAGCGAAGACACAGGGCAUGAUGGAGUCGGGGAGCACUGGAGACGCAGGAGAUGGAAUGGAAGAAGGAGAGGAACCCGCGUUCACCUACGCGGAGGAGACCAAGAGGCAACUUCGGAGGGAAGAGAGAAAGAGAAAGAAGGCCGAAGAGUUUCAGAAGGCGAAGGACAGCUACAAGCCGUCAGAGGACCCUGAAGCCAUUGGCGACCCGUAUAAGACUUUGUUCAUCUCGCGUCUGCACAAAAAUGCGACCGAGAAUGACCUUCGACGGGAGUUUGAAGGAUUUGGCAGCAUUGAACGGGUGAGGAUUGUUCGUGACAAGAACGGCCGCAGCAGAGGUUACGCGUUCAUUGUGUUCGAACGCGAGCGUGACAUGAAAGGUAAUUAUCUUCUUCCAGCUAAUGGACCUACUCACCCAGCAUGCACCUGCGCACUUGCGUCAUGGCGUGACAUCGUUUUUAGCUGCCUACAAGGAGUCUGA